UUUUUUUUUUUUUUGCUAUCACGCUAUGUAUUAAAAAUGAUAUAAAUAUAUUUGUCCCAUUGUGAGUCUUUUCAGUUCUUUCUCAUCUUCCACGUUGUUUUCACGAAUUUUUCGUCUGCCCCGGAAUUUUUAUAUUAAAUCUGAAUUAAAUUAAGAAAAAUGCCUGAUCACGGUCUAACAGAAGCUACCCCAUCCUGGCUAAAUGCUCAAUACUUUGAGGAUUUACUGCGAAAAUACGAAAAGGACGCAAACUUGAAGGUUGUCUCGACAAAGUUUGCCGAUUUAACGGCUAAAGGUGAGCACUAUGCGAGUGUUAUGUGGAGAGCAACAUUGGAUGUGAAGUGUUCAAAAUCACAAAAUAUCCAAAAACGUUCCUAUGUGGUUAAGAGUGUCUACGAGGAUCCUGCGAAGAGCGCCAUGUUUGCCAUGUACGGGGUGUACAAGAGGGAAAUAGAAAUGUAUGAAAAAGUGAAUGUGGAAAUUGGAAAAAUUCUCAAAUCCAUUGGAGAUGAUACUCAACUCUUCCCAAAAGCCAUUCAUCAUGAUUACGACAAGGAUCUUCUUAUUUUUGAGGAUCUAUCUCUGCGUGGUUUUAAAAAUGUCGAUCGUCGUCAACGAUUGGAUUUAGUUCAAGCAAAAAUGGUCAUGGAAAAAUUGGCCAAAAUGCAUGCAUCCACGGUGGUGCUGGAAGAGAAGAAUCCUGGAAUGUUUGAUCACUUCAAUCAGGGUAUUUUCAAUCGAACUGCAACGGCUUUCCUUGAAUUCUUUCUCAUGCACUUGGAUAUAUUUAUUGAAGAAGUUUCCACGUGGGAUGACUACAAGCAGUACGCUGCGAAAUUGAAGAAAGUUCGGAAUGAUUUAAAUGAACGUGCUUCCCUGGUUUAUGAUCCCUCCAAGGAAUUUAUGAAUGUCCUUAUUCACGGGGAUUUAUGGACAAAUAACAUAAUGUUCACAUUUGAUGAGAAAAAUCGUCCCACUGAUCUCCUUUUUGUUGAUCUUCAAUUCUCAACUUGGACAUCACCUGUCGUUGAUAUUCUCUACUUUGCUCACAACUCCCUUAAAGAGGAGCUACGUCAAGGCAAUAUUUCUGAACUCAUCCAGUACUACCACACUCAUCUGACAACUCUGCUGAAAAAAUUAAAUUCUAAAAAGAAAAUUCCAACUCUUCGGGAAAUGCACGUAAUGGUGUUAGAAAAAGAAUUUAUGGCUUUCCUCGCUGGAGUUAUGAUGCAACCAAUUAUGCUUGUAGAGGAUUCCACGAAUGCUGAUAUGGACACAAUGAUAUCCGAUUCCGAAGCAUCAAUGCAAUUUAAAAGGAAUCUCUACAGAAAUCCUAAAACUAAAACAGCUUUGAAGUUCCUUCUUCCAUAUUUGGAUCAACGUGGGAUGUUAGACAAGUUGUUCAGGAAGUACAGAAUGCCCGUGGAUAUUAAGACUGUUGCCUGUACCGAUAGUGAUAUACCAAAUUGGCUGAAUCAGCCAUUUUUUGAGAAUAUCCUGCGGAAGAGGAAGAAGGAAAAUGAAAUUUUUGUGGAUUCACUUCAAUUGGAAUUUGUGGGUGGCAAAGGAGAAAAUUAUGCCAGUACUCUCUAUCGUGGGCAGUUCACAAGUACCCUAAAUCGCAAUCAGAGGCGAUAUUCGUUGAUUGUUAAGACAACCUACGAGGAUAAUCAAUUGGCAAAUGAUAUCCUGAGUGAGUACAAUAUUUUCAAGCAAGAAAUGGAGAUGUACGACCAAGUCCUGCCAGAGUAUCACAGAUUGUUGAGAUCCAUCGGGGAUUACUCACAAAUCUCCCCAAAAUCCAUCUUCUGUGACUACCAGAAUAGCAUAAUUGUCUUUGAGGAUCUCAGCAUAAAGGGCUUCCAAAUGGCCGAUCGGAAGGUACGAUUGGAUCGUGAGCAUGCAGAAUUAGUAUUGAUGAAGUUGGCUAAACUCCAUGCAGCUUCGGUUGCUGUUGAUGCAAAUGCAACGUACAAUGUGAAAAAAUACAAAACAGGAAUGUUUAAUCGGAAAACUUCGGGAGUUUCCUCAUUUUUCCUCACAAAUCUCGAUGCUCUCAUUAACUGCAUAUCAAAGUGGAAGGGGUACGAGUACUAUGUGGCUAAGUUGGAGAAGAUGCGAUUGGGCUUUGAGGAAAAAGCUCGAGAGCUGUACGAUCCAAAGGAAGACGUACUCAAUGUCCUCAUCCAUGGGGAUCUGUGGACAAACAAUGUGAUGUUUAAGUACAACAACCAACAAAGACCGAUUGAUGUGCAAAUUGUAGACUACCAAUUUAUGUGUUGGGCACCUGCAACAGUUGAUCUGUACUACUUCUUCCACACCUCCCUCACGGAAGAACUCCGACAGACGGCAAUUGAUGAAUUGGUCCAAUUCUACCAUCACCACCUCAGUGAGACUCUGCAGAAGCUCGGAUUGAGCCACAAAACUCCAACACUACACGCCUUCCAGAUUUCCAUGCUGCAAGGGCAGUUUGCAGCCUUCAUCUACGGCUUACUGAGUCAACCGAUAAUGCUGAUCGAUGGAGCAGCAGCCACUGAGGCGGAUUUCAAUGCAAUCAUCGGCCUGGACAGUAGAUCACUUCAAUUCAAAGAGAAUGUGUACAAGAAUGAGAAGGUUCACUGCGCCAUACGGCAUCUCCUCCCGCAAUUGGAUCGGAAAGGUCUUCUCGAUUGCUGAACACACACAGAGAGCAAUUAUAGCCAAUUUUUGCCCCUCAGAGAUCACAGAGUUCAAUUGAAUUCAAUUACACCAUUUUUUUUU
Messenger RNA from Lutzomyia longipalpis, 2760 nucleotides. RefSeq lists its product as uncharacterized. Bases 160 to 2676 code for a protein of 838 amino acids. Lineage: Eukaryota; Metazoa; Arthropoda; Insecta; Diptera; Psychodidae. The transcript has 3 exons. The record is from RefSeq and is a predicted model, not a curated record.